UGCCCCGGCCGCCGCCCGCGCAGCCGCGCGCCUGCCAACAGCUGCCGGCGAAACCCCGGCCGAGCCACACGAUGGCUUACUCGGAGGAGCCAGGGGGCAUCCCCUUUGGUUUCAUCCGCCAGAAUUCGGGCAGCUCCAUUUCCUUGGACUUUGAGCCCAACGCCGAGUACCGGUUCGUGGAGCAGCUGGAGGAGCGCUACAAAUGUGCCUUCUGCCACUCGGUGUUGCACAACCCCCACCAGACGGGUUGUGGCCACCGCUUCUGCCAGCACUGCAUCCUGUCCCUGAGAGAACUGAACACAGUGCCGAUCUGCCCUGUGGAUAAGGAGGUGAUCCGAUCUCAGGAGGUGUUUAAGGACAAUUGCUGCAAAAGGGAAGUCCUCAACUUAUACGUGUAUUGCAAAAAUGCUCCCGGAUGCAACGCCAAGGUUAUUCUGGGACGAUACCAGGAGCACCUCCAGCAGUGCCUGUUCCAGGUUGUGCAGUGUUCCCAUGACAGCUGUCAGGAGCCAGUCCUGCGGAGAGAUCUGAAAGAGCAUCUGAGUGCGUACUGCCUGUUUCGAGAGGAAAAAUGCCUGUACUGCAAAAAGGACGUGGUGGUCAUGGAUCUUCAGAAUCACGAGGAAAACUUGUGUCCUGAGUACCCGGUGUCGUGUCCCAACAAGUGUUUGCAGAUUAUUCCAAGAACCGAGGUGAACCGCCACCUGGCUGUGUGCCCCGAGGCCGAGCAAGACUGUCCUUUUAAGCAGUAUGGCUGCACUGUGAAGGAGAAGCGGGGCAGCUUGCAGGAGCACGAGCACUCGGCCUUGCGGGAGCACAUGCUUCUGGUGUUGGAAAAGAACUUGCGGCUGGAAGAGCAGAUUUCUGACUUAUGUAAGAGCCUAGAGCAGAAAGAAAGUAAAAUCCAGCAGCUAGCAGAAACUGUGAAGAAAUUUGAAAAGGAGUUUAAGCAGUUUGCACAGUUGUUUGGUAAAAACGGAAGCUUCCUCUCCAACAUCCAGGUUCUUGCUAGUCACAUGGAUAAGUCCGCUUGGCUAGAAGCUCAGGUGCGGCAGCUAUUACAAAUGGUUAACCAGCAACAGAAUAAGUUUGACCUGAGACCUUUGGUGGAAGCCAUUGACACAGUGAAACAGAAAAUAACCCUGCUGGAAACCAACGAUCAAAGAUUAGUUGUGUUAGAAGGGGAGACUAGCAAACACGAUGCCCACAUCAAUAUCCACAAAGCACAGCUGAAUAAGAAUGAAGAGCGAUUUAAGCUGCUGGAGGGUGCCUGCUACAAUGGAAAGCUCAUCUGGAAGGUGACCGAUUACAAGGUGAAGAAGAAGGAGGCGGUGGACGGGCACACGGUGUCCAUCUUCAGCCAGCCCUUCUACACCAGCCGCUGCGGCUACCGGCUCUGUGCCAGAGCGUACCUGAAUGGGGACGGGUCCGGGAAGGGGACACACCUGUCCCUGUACUUUGUGGUGAUGCGAGGGGAGUUUGACUCGCUGCUGCAGUGGCCAUUCAGGCAGAGGGUGACCUUGAUGCUGCUGGACCAGAGUGGCAAAAGAAACCACAUUAUGGAGACCUUCAAGGCUGACCCCAACAGCAGCAGCUUUAAAAGACCCGACGGGGAGAUGAACAUUGCCUCUGGGUGUCCCCGCUUUGUGGCUCAUUCCACUUUGGAGAAUGCCAAGAACACCUACAUCAAAGAGGACACCUUGUUCUUGAAAGUGGCUGUGGACCUCACUGACCUGGAGGAACUCUAGUCCCUGCCCGUGGGGCGGUAAGGGGGCCUCUUGCAUCCAGAACCGUGGAGAACUCGCUGCACUGUCGUCGGCCUGGCUUUAGGCUCAGUGCACAUUUGGAUUUGGCUUUUUGCCCUUAGUGUUGGAAGUCGAUUUAAAACUCCAGAAGUGCUGUUUUCUACUAACAUUUUCCUCUGCUCCAGUUUGGAAUUUAACUCUUGGUAUCUUGUUAUUUAUAUUUUUAUAUCUCAUGAAAAAUGGUAAGUUUUUUGAAAGCAAGUAGGACCUCUCUCUUUGGUGCUUGGUGCGGUGUCUCAGGUGCUGGGUAAGACUGAAUGUUCUUGAGGACACAGAUAUCACGGACUUCCCGACUGAAAAAUGCUCCAGUAUUUUGUUGUUUGGCCUGUUGAUCGCAGGCUGCCCUAAAUCAUCGUUUGGAAGGUAGGCUGUUCCAGUUGAGUAGUGAGUGAUGUAGUCACAAAGACAACUUGCCCAGUUUGGGCCAGGUUUUUCAGUCAGAUGCUAAGUGUGUGGAAAUUACUAUACCUCUAAAUAUUUUCAUGAACUUCGACAGCAGUGUGCAAGCACAAUUUUGCAAGGUUGCUUAAGAAGUGGUGAAUAGGGUAAGCAUUUUCAUUUUCCCUGCUGAGAUAAAGCAGGAAGUACUGUGGAGGAGACAGAUAGAUCUAUAUGUCUAUAUCUAUAUCUAUUUCUAUAUAUCGAGAGAGCACCACCAGCAAAGGGAAGUUCAGAUUUUACUAGGUUCAUCCAUGUGAAAAAAACAGCCUAUGAAAAGCCUUUCUUAGGUCGGCAGUGGUCAGGUAUUAGCAGUUCUGUAAGACUUGACCAAAGACAUACACCUACGUACCUGUACACAAGCGGUUUGAAGGUAUUUUAGUAAUAACAGUAAAUUAAGAGGAGUAUGAGAAGAAGUUAGCAUAUGAUACAGAAGAUGGCAUACAUGGACAAAGGGAAGUUAAAACCUAGGGAGAGAACCAUUACAGUUUCCUAGAGGUGUCUCAAGCACUCCCAUUCCAAAACUGACUGCUAUAAGCAGUAACUCUUAUUCUCUUUUUUUAAGCUUUAUUUUAUUUAAGAUUCUAUUUAUUUAUUUGACAGGUAGAGUUACAGACAGUGAGAGAGAGAGACAGAGAAAGGUCUUCCUUCUGCUGGUUCACUCCCCAAAUAGCUGCAACAGCCGGAGCUGGGCCGAUCUGAAGCCAGGAGCCAGGUGCUUCUUCCUGGUCUCCCAUGUGGGUGCAGGGGCCCAAGCACUUGGGCCAUCCUCCACUGCCUUCCCGGGCCACAGCAGAGAGCUGGACUGGAAGAGGAGCAGCUGGGACUAGAACCCGGCACCCAUAUGGGAUGCUGGCGCAGCAGGUGGAGGAUUAAUCUAAUGUGCCAUGGCGCCGGCUCCUACUCUUCUAAUUUUUUUGAGAGAUGUUUUGAAUUGGCAAAUUGAUAUGAAAAUGUGCACUUGUGAAGUUUGUUGCCAGAGUCUAGGACAGAAAUGUUCACAUCCUAUGCAUCCUUCUGGGUGGGUAUGAGGGUGUGUAUACAAAUCAAGAGGCGUCCUUAAGACUGAGGAGCCUGAGCGGAGCAAAAAAACACCAACUUCCCUUGAGACCCUGUGCAUGGUAAUGCCAUCUACGGCCGUUCAUAUGUGGCCUGGCUGCCUUAAAUAUGCAAAGACAAACCACAGGUGGUCCAAGGGCCACCUAGAGCAGCUCCCUGGGGUCAUGACCUUGCAUUUUAUAAUUUCUAACCCUAUUAGAAAAAGCAUGAGACGCGAGUAUGCUGGGAAUGGCAGCAACCUUCCUAAUCUCCUCUGUAGACUUUGCAGGAUGUUAAAGACUCCAACUACAGGAAUCAUCCCAAGGAUUAAGUUCAAAGAAAUAGUGCACAAUAGAAAUACACUAAAAACUACACUGUAGCUGCUGGGGGACUCUGGUACACAGUUGGUGGUCAGCAUGUCACUGCACACAAACUCAGGAAGCAUUGCUCCGGCCCCCCACGGCCAUGUCCAGGGGGUUCUGUGUGUUUUGUUUCUAGCCAUGUCCAAGGUCACUCUUUGUGUUCUCCAGGAACAGCAGGUCGUGUUGUUGUAAUGAGUUUUAAGUUGUUGAUGUGAAAAACAUUUUGAAAUGAAUUUGUCAACAUGCUGGCUUUGUGUUUUAACCAACUUGGCACAUACACAGUGUGUCAUGGCAUGGUUGGCUUAGGAGCGCUGAGUCUCUUCAUCACUGAAAUAGUGAUUAAGUGAGUGCGGAACGUGGCUUCCUAGAGUAGACUCAUUCCUUUUUCACAAAAUAAGAGUUCUGAUUUUUGUUUUUUUAAAAAAGUGAAUCCAUGUACACUGUUUUUUCUCUUUCAUGAUCUGAAGUUAUUUUUAUUCUGCAUCAAUAAGAUUUAAUUUCCAUUUUGGUUUAAGUGGGAAAAUAAAAUAUAUUAGGUACAGGGGGAGUUAAUAUCCAUGAGAAAGGUAUGUAAGGGUUACAGUGGAUACAGUCUGUCUUUACACACACACACACACACAGUAGUGAAUAUUUAUAGGUCUGGAUUCUGAUCUCCAAAUUUGACAUUCUGAGAAAAACAAGUCACAGCCAAGUUGAAUUCACAGUGCCAGUCCUAAACGUAAAUGGAAAAGCAGGGCACAGACCCUUCACAUUGCCCCUGGACAAUCACUGCACCCCAGCUUCCUCUUUCCUCUUAAAAAGUGGCUGGAGGGGUGGGUGUUGUGCAGUGAGUUAAGCUCUGGCUUGGGACACCUGCGUCCCAUAUCAGAGUGCCCAUGGGAGCCCUGGCCAUUGUGCUUCUGAUCCAGCUUCCUGCUAAUGUGCUUGGAAAGGUAGCAGAUGAUGCCCAAAGCACUUGGGCCCCUGCCACUGGUGUGAGAGAUCGAGAUGGAGUUUCGGGCUCCUGGCUUCAGUCUGGCUGUUGUGGGCAUUUGGAGAGUUGAUUGAACCUGCAUGUGGAAAACUGGUGUGUGUGUGUGUGUGUGUGACUCUGCCUUUCAAAUAAAUACUUUUUUUUUUUUUUUAAAUAAAGAACUUGACAAAACUC
This is a messenger RNA of Lepus europaeus (European hare), 4790 nucleotides long. RefSeq names its product TNF receptor associated factor 5 (gene TRAF5). Gene Ontology annotation, molecular function: zinc ion binding; thioesterase binding; tumor necrosis factor receptor binding. The record is from RefSeq and is a predicted model, not a curated record. Gene Ontology annotation, cellular component: plasma membrane signaling receptor complex. The coding region runs from base 72 to 1748 and encodes 558 amino acids. The transcript is spliced from 11 exons. NCBI's taxonomy places the organism in Eukaryota, Metazoa, Chordata, Mammalia, Lagomorpha, Leporidae. Gene Ontology annotation, biological process: positive regulation of canonical NF-kappaB signal transduction; positive regulation of JNK cascade; protein K63-linked ubiquitination.